AUGUCUAAUUCAUCAUUCUACGACUUUCAUUGUCCGAAGGGAGGCAAGUGGUAUGCCUGUGAUGCUAAAGGUGGAAGUAAUUUUGUUGGCUGUUGCUUGAACGAUCCGUGUUCCACUGGAUGCAAACUAGGAGACGUCCAACCUGGUGCAUACAACGCUUCACAUCACGGAGAAUUUGCAGACGCCAGUUGCCCAACAAGCAGUACCUUUUAUACAUGCGGCUUUGGGGACACUUUCUGGGGAUGCUGCAAACACAAUGCAUGCAACGCAACACCGGCGCCUUCAUGCGAGGGUGGAAACCUGACUUCUGCCUUAAUGGACCUACCAGAGCAGUUCAGGGAUUACGCCCCUGAUGGCGCGAGCGCAACCUCAAGCGCAAGCUCCUCAUCAGGUGGCGGAAAGAGCAACACUGGUGCUAUCGUUGGUGGAGUAGUCGGAGGUGUCGUCGGUCUUGCUAUCAUUGGACUGAUUAUCUUCUUCGUCCUUCGCAAGAGACGCAACCAGAAGCCUGCCGAAGGUGAUAUGGGGGCAGCGGCCAUGGUUCCAAUGAUGAACAACGAGAAGCACGACCACAACAGGCACUCGUCACAGUUCAACGGCCAAUCACCACCUCCUACGUACUCUGCGCCUAUUGGGGGCUCCUACCACGACAAUACCCCCACCAAGGGCCAUCAAUCAUACCACCAAUACGCCAGCCAUGCAAGCGAACCCCAAGAGCUGCCAGCAGAGUUCCCUUCAUCUAGCACACAACGGUACUCCGAACUUCCUGCUGGUGCAGAUAAUCGACGAUUUUCUGAACUUCCUGCCGAGGCUACAGGACCUGCUCCUCCCUCUGAGUUGGAGUCACCGCAAGUGUCCCCUCGACCUGUACAAGCAGAAUUCCAGAAUGAUAUGGCUAAGCGAGCGACCUCGUCACCUCGAAUGAUGUCGACCAACCUCACUAGCAGACAGGCGUUCUCUCCUUCUUGUCCAGCUGGAGGUACGUGGUGGUCGUGCGGCUAUGGAACAUUCUUUGUAGGUUGCUGCGCGAGAGAUCCAUGUGAGAUCACUUGUGCACAAGGUAACCUUUAUCCGGGCGCUUUUGAUCCAGCCGCAUAUGGGACAUUUCCUGACGCUACGUGCGGAACUGGGAGCAAGUUCUACACGUGCACUGCUGGUGAAACUUUCUGGGGAUGUUGUAAAACGAACGCAUGCGCCCAGUCUGGCUGUCCGGACGGCGAUCUUGAGCCCGCCAUCCUCAAUCGCCAGGACCAGCUCAGCGCCUAUCAUGCCACUGGCGGAUCCACCACGAUAUCCAGCGCUACGGCUACAUCAUCGCCAUCUUCAUCUACCAGCGAUGCAUCUGUCAAUGUGGCAAAUGCAUCCUCAUCUACUACUACACCUGGAACAACCGCGACAUCCACAUCGGCCACUGCCUCCGCUCAAGCCGGAGAGAAAACACCGGUCGCUGCUAUUGCAGGUGGCGCAGCGGGUGGCGCUUUUGCACUCGCAGUGGUCGUCGGAUUCGUGGUAUGGUGUCUUUGUUUCAGAAGGAAGAAAGGAAAGAACGAUGGGAGCGGAGAGGGAAUGAAGCAGAGACAAGACACCCUACCUAUCGGUGGGAUGACGGAAGACCAACGAUCGCAACGACAUCAUAUACACAUACGAACGAAACCAACUGACCCCCCACCAACCUACACAUCUCCCAACCCAGGCUUCGACAACACCUUCUACGGCCAUCCAUCCCCUCUCAAUCAGCACUCGCAGUCCCCCUACGAUCCCCAAGAUCCGCGUUACAUAGCCUACGCCCAUCACGACCCAAAUUACGCCUCCGAUAACCACGCAUACCAUAGUCACGCACACGAAUGGCACACUCCACCCCAAGAACUCCCCAACUCCACCCCUUCAAAUCCUACGCCAGCACAAUUUCGUGCUCACAAAUCCAUGUACGGACAUUCGAGGGGCCCGUCUGAACUUUCAGGCGACGGAUUAAGGAGCGAAUUGGAUAGUGGAGGAGAAGUAGAGCCGGAAUCGCCUAUAUUGGGUGGUAUGUGGAAGGGUGACCAGGGCUCUAGAGAUAGACAUGUCGCAGGCUCAGAUACUACACCGCAAGUGUGGAUGGCGCCUCAGGAUUGGGCGUCUCGGGGUACCAAACCUACGGCCCCUAAUCAGCAAGGACCUGAAGAACGGAGAGGAGAACGCGAGCCAGGGGGUAAAAUGAGACCGUAUGGUUUGGGUGUAUUGGAUGAUGCGCCGCAAGAGAGAUAUAGAAAGGACGGAAAAGGGACGGGGAGAAGUGAUGUAGGAAGGGGGAUGAGGGAGUGA
Molecule: messenger RNA, 2304 nt
Organism: Alternaria burnsii
Lineage: Eukaryota; Fungi; Ascomycota; Dothideomycetes; Pleosporales; Pleosporaceae
Exons: 7
Coding region: 1-2304 (767 amino acids)
Source: RefSeq, a predicted model, not a curated record